Molecule: messenger RNA, 6237 nt
Organism: Cydia strobilella
Lineage: Eukaryota; Metazoa; Arthropoda; Insecta; Lepidoptera; Tortricidae
Exons: 10
Coding region: 391-4266 (1291 amino acids)
Biological process (GO): imaginal disc-derived wing hair organization
Cellular component (GO): cell cortex
Source: RefSeq, a predicted model, not a curated record
AGGAAUGAGAGACCGGCGAAUGCACAGGUGCUUUCUGUGGCGCGGCAUUUACACGACACACGCGACGCGAGCCACGCGCUCUCCCGGGACUUUCGCGAAAACCGCGAAUCCGCACGAAAAAUAAGCGCGUUCCGUUUUCAAAUUAUUAUUUUUUGUAUUUUUUUUAAUGGAUGAGUGUUUUUCAGUAAUUAAUAGUGUAACCAAUUAACCAUUUAAAAUGUGUUAUUAAUUUGCUAGGACAACCAGAACAAUGCGGUAUUGUAAUAUUUGAAAAGUUCACACGCGGCGCUCGAGUCUGGAUCGCAGCGACCAUGACACCUACAAGAAAGUAUUAAGAAGCGGAGUGAGCGAUGCGAUUGGUCGAAUGGCCGGGCGCGAGCGGGGGCUAGCAUGCUGCCGCUGGUGCUGCUGGCGCUAGCGAGCGCGGUCGGCGCCAGCGUGAACGAGCUAGCGCGCCGGGACACUGGCGACGUGUUCUCGAUCACUGGUGUAGAAUGCGGACCCGCACAAUGCGCAGAGCACGGCGCGCGCGUCGCCGACGUGGCGUGCACUUGCGCGUGCCCGCACCGAGCGCCGCUCUUCAGGGAGGACCGGGAACUGUGUGUCGACGACUUGCCAGAAUGUUCGCUGGCGAGCUUCGGGACGGGCGUGGGCGUGCAGCGGAUACCGUUCGUGUAUCUGCCGCUGAAAGGACAAAUCAUUCAUCCGUCGAGGGAUAUUACGUUUCAAGGUGUCAAGACUCCUAUAUGCGCAGUGUCUGGUGCUCAGUUCCUAACUCCAAAAGGCUUCGUAGAUCUUCGCAACACGCUUGACGCAGACGUACCUUUCAGUCUUUUUCGCGAUGAGGGACGGACUUUUCUACAGUGGAGCGGUGAGGACGACGUGCGAGCGAGCAUGUCGGGCCGAAUGAUGGUGGUGCGCCUGCUGUGCCGAGAUGUUGCCGCAGCUCCCGCCUCCCCUCUCGACUUGAGGGGUGUUUUCACGCCGUGCGUCGCUUUCAGGGUGCAAGGGACCGCUCCUAAACCACUCUCAAAUGUAACUGAAGUCCAAUUUGCUCCAAACGCGCAGACAUCACAAGCAACCACCACCUCAGGACUAACUGUCACAGAAUAUGUUGCGAUCGGCAUCAGCUCUCUCCUUCUCGGUCUAAUCUAUAUUGCAUCAGUCUUCCUUUACCUACACAUACGGAAAAGAAAGAAAGGUUCUGAAGCAACCGAAGCGAGCUCGAGACGAUUGAAAAGUUUGAAGAAUAAAAAUGGUUCUAUCAUAACUGAACGCGACAUAGUUCGAAUCAACAAUGAAAGAGUACAGUCCAUACCGACUUCUUUGGAUACGGAUGAUGGUGUAGUCAAAAAUAAUCCAUUGAUAGGAAUGAGUAGAUCGUUUCAUCAGAUCAAGCAUAGCUUUCCAAGUGAUUCUGGUAGUACCAUGUCUGAUUCGGAAGACUUUGCUGAGAGUAGCGUUAGAAGCGAAGAUCAUACUUUCAACGAUCAGACGUCAGCUCUUAUACAUUCCCACUAUUCAGAAGUCAAGAUUAGAAAUAGUUGCUCCGACGUAACUCACCGAGAUGAGUCGGGAAUUGAACGCCUUCCAGACGAACAUGUAUCCAUCGUGGAAACAACUGACGACCGGGAAAUAGCACGGCCAGUCGGCACUACGAGAAGAAAGCUAUACUUCAAUCCGGCUUAUUUUGAACCACACCUCAUGGCGGAGCCACCACCUGCUGCGUUAGAAUUCCUGACUAAAAUUAGAGAAGUCAUCUCAGUCGCUAAACAUAAAAUGGCAGCAAAAAGAUUCCAGCCAGUUCUAAAUGAGAUACCAGAAGAAGAGACCUAUCCCUCUCAUGGAAACAGUUUAGACAUAUACCAAGGCCUAGGCAGUCAGAGAAGUGAAAGCGUUGUCAGCCUUAAGAGGGAAAAUAGUAGAAAAAGGUCUAUAAAUUGCGUAGGAUGUCCAGGUUGUAAAACGGAAAAUGGCAGCGAAGUACAUAAUUUUAUAAAAUAUAACAUACCUGCCUGCUCAAGCUGCCUAAGUAGUAAAGGAGACAAGCAAAACAGCAUUCGCAAGUGGCUAGAAAACAUUCCUACUGGAAAACAAUCGUUCUAUAAUGAUUUUCAACCAGCAAGCCAGAAUGGUCUAGUCAACUCUCUUUUAUCUCUUCCAAGUGCGGAAACAAAUAGUAAAUUAAGAAAACAAAACAGUUUUACAGCGUCUAAUCCUAUGAAUUUAACAGAAAACAUUACAAAAAUUAAAAAAACAUCAACUAUGUCUGUGAGAUCUGAACCACCAUUGAGAACAUAUAGCUAUAAUCUACCUUUACCUGAAUUUGACAAAAUUACACAUAAUAACAACAGGAGCUAUUAUGGACAGACUAUUUCCAGAAUAGAUGAUAUCAGACCAAUUGGGUUGUGCGACUAUCGUACCAGGAGUCUAAGGAGUAACCCUAUCACUAAUCAACACAAAAAUAAGUUUAUAACCAAUAAGAAUUCUCUACCUGAUAUGGUAAAUGAAGCUAUAGCUCUUGAAAACUGUAGCAAAUCCUACAACCACAACAGUUCUGACGAAGAAAGAGUCGGUCAGGAAAUUAAGAACACUGCUAGAAAGAACUCUGAAAGCCCACCCAUUAAUGACUAUGAAACUGAUAGUUUAGAGAGAACAUCUACCAAAAAGGGGCUGGCAACUCCACCUGAAUACCCUGACGUGCCGUCUUCUCAAGCUAGUCCAAGCUUGAGCAAUGCUUUACCAUUAGAAGAAGAACUUACAAUGACUAAUGCAGUUUAUAAGACGCAUUCGAGAAGCAACAGCAACACUCCAUCCCCACAAAGAGAUGUAUGCAUCGAACAAAAUCAUUAUGAAAUAAUAGAGUCCAAGAAAGUAAUAAACAACGUCAGUAACAUAGAAACUAACAACAACAGCUAUAGUUUAGUAAGCGAGGUAUAUGUUAACAAUAAUUACAACUUUGGUAGUACUCCUACUUCACCAAGUGGGUCAGAUUGUUCAAUGGGAAGUAGAAAAUUACGUGGCGCAGGAAAUAACUCCGAGGAAAAACCGGGCUGUCUUACGAUUGAAGUUAAAGAUCCUCCUGAAAAUUACAUAAAGAUUCAUGAAUCAGAUGGAUUUGAACCCGAUACAUUGGAUCGCAAACAUCCCAAAUAUAAACAGACAGACGAAAAUAGCCAAUUCAGUAGAAAGGACCUCAUUAAAAACAUUGAUAUCGACGGUAGUCCUGUCAAUCAACGCAGUCAAUUACGGAGCAGCGGGACGUUCAAAAAAUCAGAAGCAAUGGUCAGUGCGUCAAAAUUCAAUAGUUUAAGAAACGAUUGCGAAUCUCGAAAAAAUAUUUAUGAACGCCCUAGACUAUGUCCGGCCACAUUCAAUGAUUCUAAAAGUCUAGAUGAUACAUCGGAAACUUGGGAAGAGGUCGCAGCGGACUGGGCUACAGAAGAAGGCCGUAUCCUUACUCUAGAACUCAGGCACUCGAAGAGGCAACGGCAAUGUACACCGCCAACUGUAAAGCAAGUGAAAAGUCUAGCGAGACCAGAUAUUCUGCCUCCACUUCCACCAACAAAUGACCAUCCAAUAUAUGAACAACCCACCUUUCCACCCCGGAGGGUAGAAAGUGCAAGGUUACCACAAGAAAAUCUAUCAAAAAACUUGAAUGGCAGAAGCCUCAGUCCGAGAACAUUUACGAAGAAUACGACAACUGACAUUAGCUUUAGAAAUGGUAACGUUCGUAAAUCUAGUAUAGGACAUCCUUGCCGUCCAACGAGAGCUUCUGCCCAAAUGCCAUUCUCGGACUACGAAAACAUUGACACUGUCGACGCGUGUGAAGGAGGAGCAAGCCAGGCUGAAGAUUUAUGUAGGAUAUCUAUUAGAAGACGGACAGACGGAAGAUACAGCAGCAAUUCAAUAAACACCAACACAUUUUUGAAAGAACCUAAAGAAACUUCUGGUAAAACUUUUAGGAUGAAACGCAAAAAAGGACAUGUUGAAGACUCAGGAUAUCUCAGCAGUGACUCCGCUGGCUCAAGGCAAGUUCAAAGGAAAUUAGUGAUAGCUAAAAUAGUGAGUUGUAGUGAAAGUGAUGACACUGAAAACGAGGCUAGAAGUGAAUCAGGUGCGGAGAGCGUAGAGACACAUUCGGUGUAUUUCGAUAGCUAUAGAAAGCAAGAAGUAAACGUUGUAGAAAGUGACAAUAAAUUGCUAACGUAUGACAAAUGUGCAAGAAGUAGUGGAAGACGUUUUAAAAACAAUUUUCAAUUAUAACAACACGCAAUAAAUAAUAUUUGUGCAAUAUAAUGUGCAAUAUCAAUUUGUAAGUAAUUAUAAAAUAUAUUUCUAAUUAAAUUUUACUUUUAUGUUUGUAAAAUAUACAAGUACUGAUACACGAUACCUCUCCUCAGAGUUGUUAAUAGUUAUUAUUUAUUUACGUUGCUAAUAAGCAAUAGUAUUUAGGUAGUUAUAAUGUAGAUAAUUAAUUGGCCGGUUGUGCAAUGCAAUAAUAGAAUAAGCUUGUUAUUAUGAUGUUGUAAACAGGGUUCUCAUCUGAUUCCUAUUCUUACUUUUGUGAAAGUAAACACAAGUGUGUGUUUUUCGAAGUGAAACUUUAAAAUAAUGUAUUAUAAGUAGGUAUGUUGGCGCCCAUACAAUUGCCAAUUUAAACUUAUUUCAAGGUAAUUAUUGUAUCAAUCCUGUAUUGGGUGUCAAUCACUGGUGUUUGUGACUAAUUAAUAGAUUUCUUUACAAGUCCAUUUAUAACAAGUUCUUAAAUAACGAGUAUAAAGUCGAUCGUGAUAAAAUAUUAAAGAUUUCACCUUUCUGGCAUUAAAAUAAAUUUAAUACAUAUUUAAUUAUUUAUUGGAAAUAGGUUCGCGCGGGCGCCUUUAAACAAAAGAUUAAUAGUUGCUUAAGGAUAAAAUGUACAGUCAGCAAAAGUAUUAGCUUUGAAACUUUGAACUACAAAAAGCUAAUACUAUUGCUGUCUGUACAAGUGUACAUUACUCGUAGCGCAGGUAGCCAAGCCCGUAAGCUGGCUAUCAAACCAGACCAAUGUGUUUCUAGGAAGUUUUGUAAGGAAGGAAAGCAUAGGCAUAAAUCUGCGAAUAAAAUUCAAAUGCGUGUGUGUGUGUGUGUAUGUGUGUGUAAAGUCCGCAUUAGGCAUGCGUAGCAUGGAUGGGAACAAAAGUCCAAAUCCCUUUGGUAUUAAUGAAAGACCUUUGCCCAGCAGUGGGACAUACAUAGGGUGGUGAUGAUGAAUUUUUAAACUCCAUAGCAUAAUGGAAAUAAUAAUUAAAUACAUAGAUAGAACACAAAGGGCGAUUGCAAUUUUCACCCCGACCGAACAUAGGCGGUAUAUCCUUUGUUGGUGCGCACGAAUGGAUCUUCCCAUCUGUCUCCAAAAUCUCUUUUAUUUGGAAAGCAAACAGAAAUAAGUGAGCAGGAGAUGAGUUUACAAAUACACAUUAAGGACAUUCACUUAUUUCCUUAACAGCUCUCACUAAAACAUGUAAUGGAAAUAUACUACACUUAAACUACUCCGGCCUCUUGGCCCAGUUAAUUGCAGUUUUUCAAAUAAAUUACAGAACAGGUAAAAUUUCAAAGGUACGUUCGAAAUUGCUACAUCACAUGUUCGGAUACAUAGAUAUUACAGGUUACAUGAUAGUUUUUAAUCAAGUUUUAACGAUAUUCACGGUUUUUAAACGAAACAUUUAAUCCGAAAUGUAAUUCGGACUUUUAAACGUUUUCACGCUAUUAUUAUAUAUAAGUUUAGCUAAGCAAUUGAAAGAGUCAGGCAGCUAAUGCUUCCUAGUACCUGACAUAAAUUGGUGCUCCGGAGCGGGAGCCAAUCCUUAAAGGAAUGGAUAGUCCCCUCUGUAGGUUAGAGCACAAUGGGUUUUGGUUAUGUUGUUGGCAACAACUAAUAUUGUUCUUUGAACCUGAUAGGUGUUUAAGGUGCAGUGAGUUCAGGUCCUUCUCCGAACGCAGCUCGCUGAGCACUAAGCGGACCGCCGUGCGUGCCCGCGUUAUUGAAUUGUUAUUUUUAGUUACCUAAAUUGAACAAAAAAAGUAAGUUCAAUCAAAAUUAAUAGUGCGUUUUAGACCUUUAUCAGGUUUCGAAACGAUGAAGUUACUAAAGAAAGGCCUCAAGAUUUAUAUUCUUUGCCAACCGAAUACGGUUUAAUAAAAGCUGUACGAUUUUUCAAAAAACCUGCUGGCUGAACCCACUGCACCUUAAGA